AUGGCUCCCUCUGCGGCGCGCACAGCUGACGGCAUCUCGUCGCCAAUCGAGCUGGCGCGGGUACCCCCGUUUUGGCGGCGCAAGAAUGGCAUCCUGCUGUACUUUCUGCUCACGUCUUCGCUGCUUGCCAGCGCUGCGUUGGGAAUUGACGGGUCGAUGACCAAUGGCAUGCAAGUUCUCCCGACGUGGCAGGACCAGUUCGGACACCCCCAAGGCGCAACCCUUGGCUUCUUCGGCGCAUCGAGUGCCAUUGGCGGCGUGAUUCCCUUUAUAUUCCUCGGCUGGAUCAGCGACAGAUGCGGCCGCCGCGUCCCGACCGCCCUGGGCUCGGUUGUCAUCAUCGCCGGCGUCCUGAUCGAGUUCUUUGCCACCUCGCUGGCCAUGUAUAUCGGAGGCAAGAUUGUGCUUGGGGUUGGGUCCUCGCUGAUUCAGAUGGGCGCGCCGGUUCUGGUGACGGAGCUGAGCCAUCCCAAGGAGCGCGUGCAAAUCACCACGUUUUACAAUACGUCCAUUGUGCUAGGAUACGUGAUUGGCGCAUGGGCGACCUAUGGAUGCUUUCGCAUCCCUGGAUCAUGGUCAUGGAAACUACCGACGCUUAUCCAAAUCAUCCCUUCGGCGUAUCAGCUCAGCCUCAUAUUCUUCUGUCCCGAAUCGCCUCGGUGGCUCAUUGCCAAGGGCCGGAUGAGAGAAGCGCGCGAGAUAUUGGUCAAAUAUCAUGGCGAAUGCGAUCCAAACUCCGAAAUCGUCAACCUUGAAUGCCUCGAGAUUCGGCAGGUCCUCGCAAAGGAAGCGGGCCAGAACAUGACUUGGGUGGACUUUUUCUCAUCGAUACCAAAUCUCAAGAGGAUAUCUCUCUGCUUUGCCACGGCCGUCUUCAGCCAAAGCUCGGGUAACCUGCUCGUGUCAAACUAUCUCACGCAAAUCCUCAAAGACACCGGCGUCAAGUCCGAAAAGGACAUAACCCUCGUCAACGGCAUGGUGACGCUCUGGCAGUACAUGGUGGCGCUCGCCGUCACGGCCUGCAUCAACAAGUUUCGACGGCGCACCUUCUUCCUCAUCGGCUCUGGAGGUGUUUCGCUCACAUUCAUUGCCUGGACGAUUGGCGCUCAGCAAUAUCUCCAGCACGGUUCUCUCGCUGCUGGCCGGCUCGUCCUCGCCUGCAUCUUCAUCUUCCAGGCCUUUUACACAAUGGCCUGGACCAACUUGGUGGUGACCUAUCCACUGGAGCUGGUCACGUAUCAGAUGCGGGCCAAGACGUGGGCCUUUGUCCUGCUGACCGUGCAGGUGGCCACCAUUUUUGGCAACUAUGUGAACCCGAUUGCGCUGCAAAACAUUGGGUGGAAGUUUUACAUUUACUAUUGCAUCUGGGUGGCGUUCAUCUUUGUCAUUGUGUACUUUUUCUUCGUCGAGACGUCGGGGCCGACGCUGGAGGAGCUGGCGUAUCUGUUUGACGGGAAAGAGAGGAAGAAGCAGCUUACCAUCGAGAUCCAGCAACGAGACGACGAAGAGCUUCGCACGCAAACCGAGUCCCUAGGAGCAAAGUCGGUUUCCGGUUCAUCUGUAUAACGAAAUGACAGACUGGGGCCGCCGGUCUGCAUAUUGAGGAUGAGCAAGAUGUUGAUACUACAUAUGUAUAUAGAAUGGGCUUAUAGACGGGGCAUGGCGUUGACUUGAAUUCGGACAAAUGGACAUAGAAUACCUAGAUACCUCGGUCAUUCGACUUGAUUAAUACACUUCUGGAAUACCUC
Molecule: messenger RNA, 1748 nt
Organism: Trichoderma reesei QM6a
Lineage: Eukaryota; Fungi; Ascomycota; Sordariomycetes; Hypocreales; Hypocreaceae
Exons: 2
Coding region: 1-1566 (521 amino acids)
Biological process (GO): carbohydrate transport; transmembrane transport
Cellular component (GO): membrane
Molecular function (GO): carbohydrate:proton symporter activity
Source: RefSeq, a predicted model, not a curated record